UAUUCGCACGUACGGAAUUCACAAUUUGGGUGCGUUUAUAAGAAAGUCAAAUACAAUUGCUCAGUCGAAGUGCUCAUCGAGUGAAAGCAACAAGAUUACAAGCUUCACGCUCCCAUGUAUUUGCGAGAGGAUAUUGUAACUACCAAAUAAUCGUUAAAAUUGUUUAUAAUUGUAUCAUAAAUGUCGGUGUUUUGUAAGCUAAGUUUAUCGCUGUUGUCCCGGUCUUACCGGUUUCGCAAGAGUGCAAAAUGUUUGUCGAGAGGAAUUAAUAUCUCCAGAAGAGUCAUUCCGCUGCGUUUCGUCGAGAAUAACGCGGACAUCAAGGACACCCUCGCGAAGAAAGACGUAUCGGACGCAGAAUGGCAAAACAUACGCGACAAGUGUCUUCAGAUCCAAGAUGUCACACCGUUCACCGUAGAUACCAUAAUUAUCGACAUGUGCAUGAAACAUUCGGUACUGGACAGUGCUAUCGCAUACUUUAAGUUUCUAAGACAGAACAAUUACGCCUUAAAUGCGGCUGUGAUCGGCAAAUACUUGAGGAUAUAUUCCUUUAAAGGCAAUUUGGACGACUUGGAGAAAGCAGAGAUUCUCCAGACGUACCAUGAUCUGAGGAAAAAGUAUCCAGUCCUGGAUGCCUUCACGACCGAACACUGCAUUGCGAGCUUGUGCUGCACGGACCAGUGGAAGGAGGCAUUUGAAAUGCUGGAAAUGCUAAAGAUUACCCAAAAACCGAGUGGUACCAUAUACUCUGUACUGGCCGCUGCAGCAUUCAAGAACAGGGAGCCUGACAUUGCCUGGCGUACUUUAUCACAAAUAUCGCACACUCAAGUGCCACGAAAUAAUAUAUAUACUUCGUAUCUAUCAUACUGCAAGCAGGAAGGGAAAGAAGCUUUUAAUAAAAACAUGCUAAAAAUGUUUGAUUUCUGGUCUGAGCACAAUAUAAGGAUUCAUAAUAAGAUUAUCCAGGCUUACGCUGAUGUAGCUAGUGAAUACGGUUGGGUUGGUAAGCCCACAACCAUUUCUAAAACAGGAAUAUGCAAACAUUGUGGUCACUCUUUGUCGAAAAUAGUGAUCAGGCAGGAUGCUUUUCAGAAAUUGGCCAAUUCUGUGGCGAACAAGCUGAUCAUAGGUUCUGACAUUUAUCAUAAUACUGAUCCGGAAGAGUUCAGAAAUUUUAGGCAAUUUGUUGAGAAAACUAAACCAUAUGAUAUAGUAAUUGAUGGCCUCAAUUUAACUUAUAUAAGCAAGAAUUCUCCAGGAAUGGUAUAUUCACUACUUGAUGUAAUAAAUUACUUCAGCAGGAACAACAAGAAAAUUCUUAUAGUGACACGAAAGCAUCAAAAGAAGUGGCCUGUUUUACAACAGAUACAAGCAUAUGCGUCAGUUUUCUAUAUAGACAAUUUAUCUGAAGAUGAUCCUUACAUAUUAUAUGCGACCAUGGCGAGCGGGAUAAACGCUAUGUUUGUGUCAUCGGAUUUACUGCGACAACACAAGCACUCGUUCAAGAAGUUGAAUCUCUAUCAAGAAUUCCACCAUUGGCAGUGUUCACAUCAGUACUCCCUCAUAAAGUUCAAUAAGUCUAUUCGCAUCCAGAAACCUUUUGUUUACUUGCCAAGCGCGCAGAAGAACGAUGACCACUGGCACAUACCUUAUGUUGCUGACGACUGUACUAUGACGAACUUCGACUUCCACGAAUUCCCGGACAAGUGGUACUGUUUAAGACAAGAAAAAAAAUACACAUGAUGUUAAAAAAA
Molecule: messenger RNA, 1754 nt
Organism: Ooceraea biroi (clonal raider ant)
Lineage: Eukaryota; Metazoa; Arthropoda; Insecta; Hymenoptera; Formicidae
Gene: mldr
Product: mitochondrial ribonuclease P catalytic subunit
Biological process (GO): tRNA 5'-leader removal; mitochondrial tRNA 5'-end processing
Cellular component (GO): mitochondrion; mitochondrial ribonuclease P complex
Molecular function (GO): protein binding; ribonuclease P activity
Source: RefSeq, a predicted model, not a curated record